This is a messenger RNA of Penicillium arizonense, 1623 nucleotides long. RefSeq names its product fungal specific transcription factor domain-containing protein. Gene Ontology annotation, biological process: positive regulation of transcription by RNA polymerase II; DNA-templated transcription. The record is from RefSeq and is a predicted model, not a curated record. NCBI's taxonomy places the organism in Eukaryota, Fungi, Ascomycota, Eurotiomycetes, Eurotiales, Aspergillaceae. The transcript is spliced from 7 exons. Gene Ontology annotation, molecular function: sequence-specific DNA binding; DNA-binding transcription factor activity, RNA polymerase II-specific; zinc ion binding. Bases 1 to 1623 code for a protein of 540 amino acids.
AUGGCAGCCCAUCGGACUUCAAGCUCCGAUGCAUACGAACCGAUAAGUGCCGAAUGGAGGGAGAUCAUCCACCCAAGAGACAGAAAGCAUUGGCUUGUCGAAGGUGUCGGUCUCGAAAGCAAAAAUGCACUGACAAGAGACCGUGUGAUAAUUGCACAACGGCGAAUGAAGGGGCUAUGGAAGGACUAUUUUGUCACCAUGGUGCACGCUGUUGCCCUACUUUUGACGCCUCGGGUGUCUGAAAGUGACAUCGCCACAUCUCAGUCACUGUAUAACACUGCUAUGAAAUAUCUCGCCUACGUUUUCGCGCAGCCGGAUCCCAUCCUACAUGCACAAGCAUACCUACUUCUAACAUUGCAUGCGCUUCACUCACCCUCAUCACAAAUGAUCGUUACCAUGGUAUCCGCAACGAUGAGGUACUGUGUCAUGGCUCAGCUCCAUCUAGCCGAGAGUGAGCCGAAAGUGCUAAAUCCCGUAUUUUCCUUGGAGGUCCAAACCCGCCGUCGAGUAUUUUGGUCUGCGUACGCGUUGGAUCGAUUGAUCAGUUGGAUCUAUCAUAUCCCAAACAAUAUCAUCGACGAGCAUAUCAGCGUAGAGCUUUUCUCAAACGUUGGAGACUCAGACCUCCACCGCGAUGGCUCAGACGACUGCCGCAUUCGAAUAGAAACACCAUCCCAGAAAACCCAUGUCUCACCCGCUUUACAUCUAUUCCGAUGCAGACGUAUCCAAUCCCGGAUUAUCAGUACUAUGAUGAGGUCAGACUUUGAAGAGAUCAACGCCUCAACAACAUGGCGAGAGCACAUGCUAGGGGAAUUGGACGCCUGGAGAUCUCAACUGCGUUUAUUGAGCGAUGUAGCAUCUAAAAGCUACACGAGCGAUCGAUGGGUUGGCAUGGCGUACAACUAUACAAUCCUCUUACUACACCAGCCCACCAAAGAAAACGUAUGCAGCGGCUUUGGAGACCGGUCCGUCCCAGCAUGUGUUCAGAUCGCCAUCACAUUCAGGACAUUUCAGAAAGAUCGACAAACAGCCCAAUUAUGGCCUGGGCUCCUAAGCCAAGUCGCCGUAGGCAUAACACUCCUCUACUGCUUCUGGGCAACACCACCCCAGCGCCAAACGCCAGCCUACAAAACCCGCGAAGUCCCCGAAGCACUACGAGCCUGUUCAACCGCACUGGCCAUCCUCGCCGAGCGAUGGAUCCAAGCCGAGCCCCUGCGUGACGUCUUUGAUACACUGGCUAGGGAAGUCCCAGUUUACGGAAUGGUUGUGGAUGGCUCACCCCCGAGACGUAUUUCGGCGGAAUCUGCUUUCUAUAUUCAGUCUCAAAUGCCCUUACUUGCUUCGAUCAUUAUGCAUCGUGGCGUUUUGCGUAUGAUUCGUGAGAUUAUCACGGAGGAUUUCCCUAGGGAUUUCCCCGAGCCGCAUGAUCAGACUUUAUCCGCUGAUUUGGGGGGCCAUUUGUGUUCUGAGGAGUGUCCGUUCUUUCAGAGGACGGGCCACGCUGGGUCUGUGUCUACAAAUGUUCAGGGAUUUGAUUCGCUUGGGGGUGGGAUUGGGGGUGCCUUUGGGGUUGAUGAUGAAACUUUGAUGUUUCCUCUUCUUUUUGGCUCUGCUGAGUUUUGA